AUGAAGUCUCUAUAUUUGUUCUUGGGCCUUUGGGUUCUUGGAGGUUGUUUCCUGACUGCUGCGUGUCACAGAGGCCAUAGAGGACAAUAUGAUCCUAGAGGACCACCACCUCCUCCUCUCUUCGGCCCAGGAUUUGCCCGACAACCCCAUCCUCCUCCCUUUGGUCCAGGAGCUGCCCGACCACCCCCUCCUCCUCCCUUUGGUCCAGGAGCUGCCCGACCACCCCCUCCUCCUCCCUUUGGUCCAGGAGCUGCCCGGCCACCCCCUCCUCCUCCCUUUGGUCCAGGAGCUGUCCGGCCACCCCCUCCUCCUCCCUCUGGUCCUAAUCCACCUUCUGUAACAAGCCCUCCACAAACCCCAACUCCAAUUGGUCCUAUUCUCACUGAAACUCCUCUCCCAAUACCAGAAAAUACACCUAGUGCUAACAUCUCCCUACCUACUCCUAUUGCCUAA
Arvicola amphibius (Eurasian water vole) is the source of this 453-nucleotide messenger RNA. RefSeq names its product submaxillary gland androgen regulated protein 3A (gene Smr3a). The record is from RefSeq and is a predicted model, not a curated record. The transcript has 2 exons. Lineage: Eukaryota; Metazoa; Chordata; Mammalia; Rodentia; Cricetidae. Gene Ontology annotation, biological process: regulation of sensory perception of pain. Gene Ontology annotation, molecular function: endopeptidase inhibitor activity. The coding region runs from base 1 to 453 and encodes 150 amino acids.